Molecule: messenger RNA, 3346 nt
Organism: Suillus subalutaceus
Lineage: Eukaryota; Fungi; Basidiomycota; Agaricomycetes; Boletales; Suillaceae
Product: HECT-like ubiquitin-conjugating enzyme-binding-domain-containing protein
Exons: 8
Coding region: 1-3054 (1017 amino acids)
Biological process (GO): protein polyubiquitination; proteasome-mediated ubiquitin-dependent protein catabolic process; protein monoubiquitination
Cellular component (GO): cytosol; ubiquitin ligase complex; nucleus
Molecular function (GO): ubiquitin protein ligase activity; ubiquitin conjugating enzyme binding; cyclin binding
Source: RefSeq, a predicted model, not a curated record
AUGGCGACUCUCGUUCGCACCCAAGUCGUACAGCUCGCUGAGCAGGACGAAAUUCUUCGAACUUCAGUUCCGAAACCAUUUCCGAGCGCAGAAGAAAGAGAGCAACUACUUCAGGAAGCACUUCUGGAAGAACUUGCCGAGGAGCAAGUAGAGUAUGAGGCUCGUGCCAACGGGAGCAUAUCGCAAAGCAACCCGCGAUCGGUGCCAGCGCUACAUAAUGUAAACCAUAUUGCACCAGAAAGACUGCUCACAACCAUCAUACCAUCAAUCACUGCCGUGCAGAAUUCGUGUCUCAUGACACUCAACAAUUUGUUAUCCGUCCCUACAAGAUGGCAGCCAAUUGUCCCAGACAGGCGCCAUUCGAUGCCAGCCUCUAUGCACUGCGAGCAGGCGCCGCAAUCAUACUCCGCACUUGAGACGCUUGUGUUAAAUCUCAGAAAUCAUGACGGUGGGGAGAUACCUCGCAAAGUCCUGGAUGAUCACACAGCUCUCCUAGAAGAACUUAGGGAUCGAGUCGAUGCCCUAGCGCCUUCCAUGAACCGACAGGAUGCACACUUUGCACAAGUCAUAGUGUCCCUCCUUUUGGACUUGGAUCAGUUGCCUGCAGUUUCUCCCUCUUGGGAUUCUCCUCCUCAGGCAUCUUCAUCCACUUAUCCUAGCCUUGCCGCUCGACAUCCCGCUGAUCUAUUAAGUACCCUGAAAAAGCAGCUUGGUGAUCUACAAUUGGAGCGGCAGGCAGGGGCAAGCAUUCUCUCCCCGCAAUCCCCAGUACAAACUGUAAAAACCGCGCUCCUUUGGUCCAAGAUUGACCGAAAAUUAGAAACUGUAACAGCACUUUGUAAAGAUCGCGCUGAUUCCCAUCGUUCCCCCUCCCUAGAUCAUCUCCCCCCUCAAUAUGACCAUGUAGGCCACGACUUCGAGACACCCCCAGAAUAUGAUGCUGAAUAUCAAUCAUCUUCCGAAAAGGCUGGCAUUCAGCCACCAAGGUCGAUACCGUCUCCCAGCAUUUCCAACGAGAAACUGCGCAUGGAUUUUGAUGCCGUGACGCUGGCAAUCGAGCGUCUGUACAUCGUUGCACCUCAGCUACACAAUCAACGAGUGGAAUUGAAAAGCUCCAAGCUCGCACAAAUGGAGCGUGCACGGCUUGAAGGUCCUAAAGUCCAGCCUUCCUUAUCUAAGGGGAAGCAGAAAGCUCAUGAUCGGGAUAUGCGCGACCUUGACCACAUGCUUGAGCUCCUCGGGAAAGCGUCAGACCGCAAGUUGACUGAUCAGUCAGUUGUCAUGGAUAGCAGACGGAUGGUCAGGCUCAGGCAAACAAAGCAGGAGUACGAAGAUCAGCGAGGUGCAUUCGUCGAUCAUCUUAUCAAGCGUUCGGGAGUUGGGAGAUUGCAUGACCAAGAUGCCAUCCUGCAACCCAAAGUCAGAUCACUGGAUGAGCUCGUCACGCUCCCUGAGUUCAUUCGCGAAUCGAUGUCCAGUAUCCCACCUGAGUCAUGCCAACAUACGUCCUCUUCUGGAGAUGCACUCGAGGAGCCGGUUCCUGACGUUUCCGCAAUGAGCCUCAAGAAGUCACGCACUCGAAGUAUAUCUGCCCCACAGUGGUUGCGCCCUGCAGCGGAACUUAGCCGACGGCUAUCUAAGGGUUCCAGCAGACCGGGCUCGUCCCACGGGCAGGUCCAAUCUGGAACAGAACAGUCGCAGCAGCAAGGGGACCUUGCACUCGAUAUUUCCUAUGUCGCCGAAUAUCACGAGACCUUGAGACAUGUCCUGGUCUUCGUAACAGUAUCGGGCAUUCCCGUUGACACAGAACUACAGGCUGAAGUGUUGCCAACUUCAUCUAGUGGGACAGAAGGUGACUGCCUGGUGAUUAGGAGUUCUUGGGCCUCUUCGCCUCCACUAGGCCUGCCUGUCCGAGUCCCUGUUGGGAAGAAAGCUGUUCAAAUUUGCCAAGGACACUACGAGCUCAAACUUGGGAUUGCGAAUCCACAGGCUGCGAGGUCCUCUUCGCCCGAUGAACCUACCUCGUUGAUGUCUGCUGAGCAACUCCUAUCAUCGAAGCCGACAUCCUGGUCCUGCAUAUCCUGCUCGCUUCCCCUCGUCCACAGCCCGAAGUUGCUCAAAUACCGUGACCUCCCAUCAGAACAUUGGGAAGAACUUGUCGAUGCCUGGAUGUGCCAUACAGACCAAACACUACACAAUCACGUUGCGAAGCAUGGCCGCGGGUUCUGGCCAGAAGACAGCGAGGCUCUGGUUGGGUGUGGCUACAUUCUCUUCCAGCAAUCGGCAAUAGUAUCCAAUAAUGUCUCCUGCACCGAACAGCCCCUGGUAAAUACACAUUUUCUAUUGAACUCGUGUUAUUGUAGGGCGAUCAAGAAGGCCGACGUUGGGCUUCCACCAGCGGCUGCCAGUCGAUCGUCGGUGCUCUGCUUUGAUGCCUUGGAAGCCCCAGCAGGUUUCUUCGUACCAUCAAGUAGUGGGGCAUGCGUCCGAGAUGGAGAGUCGUGGCUGGCACGAUGUAUAUGCGGUGCAGUAAUUGGUCGGCGGCAUGAACGACAUAGUUCAGAUGGCACAGCUUCAGCGAUGUACCGUUUGUUCAAGUAUGCGGUGCGGCCAGUCAGUCAAAUAGCGGAACUUCCCCGAUUCCCAAUGUCUGCAUUCAUCAUGCAAGACAUGCUCGAGCAUGUGUCUGCUCAUGCAACGUACCGCUUUGUUAUCUCUGAUGAAGAAGAGGAGCGGCCGCGAAUUUUGGUAUGGCUGUUCAAGCCGAAGAUUCGUGUCUCGUAUAUGCUGCCCACGCCAUACCUUCUUCCGAAACAGGGCUCCAUCGACGCGUCAAAAGUAUUGUACAAAAUUUUGGGGCCGUCGUCGUCAACGAUGGCUUUGGAAGACCUACUGGCUCGAUACCCUGGGUUCCCUCAAGCGGAGCACCUCUUCUAUCCAAUCAGUGUUUGUCGCAAGCUUGCAGGGCUCUUGACGGAGAGCACGCAUUCGUAUCCAGAGAACAUAAAGACAAUGACGGGCUUGCAUGUUGGCUGGUUAAAUCGUGGAUCCUGAUAAGUGGGUGCCGCGUCUUACUGUUUUUGCACCAAAUCGAGUGGUGUUUAUUGGACGCUCGAGCACUCAACUUCCAUCGAAACAACAGUCAUACGAUACCAUAAUUGACAACCUAUACAGACAUCUACAUCGUACAUAGCACCAUACAAUGCUACCAUACUACGGACACAGUAUCCAUCAAAGUUGGAAGGGGUUUCCACUUCGCCAACACACUUUCGAGUUCUGUCUAGAAUAUUUGAAUCUUUCUUGUACUCAGGUUACAGUCAAGAUUCGUUGCAGCAAUACAGACAAG